GAUAUUUGAUUAAACGGGUGGCUCGAGUCGGUUUCCUCUUUCUACACAAAUUGAAUCCAUUUUUCUCUCUCCCCCUCAAAGAAUCGAUCAAACCUUCCAUCAUCUACGAUUACAAUCUCUCCCUUUUUCCCAAAUUUCUUCCGUUGAAAUCAGUUCUUUAAUUUUGAUUUCCCCCCUAAAUUCACCUAGGGUUUAUCCGUUUAAUUUCUUCUUUUUGAACGGAAAUUUAAUAAGUUAGGGUUUAUUUGGUGGUGGUGGAUACAAGCAGUAGUAGUGGAGGAGGGGGGUUGUUGUUGAUAUCAGAGAAUAUGAGCUUCCAGCCCAGAAAUGACGGGGGAGAUAAUAAUAAUGGUAGCAGGUCCAGAUUCCCGACCCGACAAACGUGGGUUCCCAGAGGAUCUAAUCCUUCUCUUCCACUGAAUGGGGAUGUAAACCCAAACCCAAACCCAAACCCAAACCCAACCCACCUUCGAGUUUCAGCUCUAGAAACAAUGGAAAUGGUGGGCAUUCUAGCCAUGGGACUGGAGUAGCUGAUUAUAGGUAUAAGGGUGGUGUGAAUGCACCUAGAGGUGGUCAAAUGGGUCGGGGGAAGGAGAGGGGGGUGGAGACUCGGGAAGUGAAGGACCCGAAUUUGCCGCAACUUGCGCAAGAAAUUCAGGAGAAGCUUUUGAAGAGUACGGUUGAGUGUAUGAUUUGUUAUGAUAUGGUUCGGAGGUCUGCGCCUGUUUGGUCUUGUUCGAGUUGUUUCUCGAUUUUUCACUUGAAUUGUAUCAAGAAAUGGGCUCGUGCGCCGACGUCUGUUGAUUUGAUUGCGGAGAAGAAUCAAGGUUUUAAUUGGCGGUGUCCGGGAUGUCAAUCUGUGCAGCUUACGUCGUUGAAGGAUAUUCGGUAUGUUUGCUUUUGUGGGAAGAGGACGGAUCCGCCUUCGGAUUUGUAUUUGACCCCGCAUUCAUGUGGGGAACCGUGUGGAAAACAGCUUGAGAAGGAGGUUCCUGGUGCUGAUGGGAGUAGGGAGGGUCUUUGUCCGCACAAUUGUGUCUUGCAGUGUCACCCUGGGCCAUGUCCUCCUUGUAAGGCCUUUGCUCCACCAAGUCUGUGUCCUUGUGGGAAGAAAAGAAUCACAACAAGAUGUGCUGAUCGGAAGUCCGUUCUUACCUGUGGGCAACGAUGUGAUAAGCUUCUGGAAUGUUGGCGUCAUCGAUGUGAGCAGAUUUGCCAUGUUGGUCCCUGCAAUCCUUGUCAGGUAUUGAUUAAUGCUUCAUGUUUCUGCAAGAAGAACACGGAGGUUGUUCUAUGUGGGGAUAUGGCAGUGAAGGGAGAAGUGAAAGCUGAAGAUGGUGUUUUUUCUUGCAACUCAACAUGUGGAAAGGUUCUGGGUUGUGGAAAUCAUAUUUGUGGUGAAACUUGUCAUCCAGGUGAUUGCGGGGAUUGUGAGUUUAUGCCUGGCAGGGUCAAGUCAUGCUAUUGUGGAAAAACAAGUUUGCAGGAGGAAAGAAAUAGUUGUUUGGAUCCAAUUCCAACGUGUGCACAAAUAUGUGGCAAAUCCCUUCCUUGCGGGAUGCACCAAUGUAAAGAGGUGUGCCAUUCAGGGGAUUGUGCUCCUUGUUUGGUUUCUGUCACCCAAAAAUGCCGCUGCGGAUCAACCUCCCGAACUGUGGAGUGUUACAAAACUACUUCAGAGAAUGAAAAAUUCCUGUGUGACAAGCCUUGUGGUCGAAAGAAGAACUGUGGAAGGCAUAGGUGCAGCGAGCGAUGCUGCCCUCUUUCCAACUCUAACAAUCAGUUCUCUGGGGAUUGGGAUCCACAUUUUUGUCAAAUGGCUUGUGGGAAGAAGUUAAGGUGUGGACAACACUCUUGUGAAUCACUGUGUCACAGUGGCCAUUGUCCUCCUUGUCUUGAAACAAUUUUCACUGAUUUGACAUGUGCAUGUGGGAGAACUUCCAUCCCUCCUCCAUUGCCGUGCGGCACGCCUCCCCCUUCAUGUCAGCUCCCAUGCUCAGUUCCUCAGCCAUGUGGCCAUCCAGCUUCUCAUAGCUGCCACUUCGGAGACUGCCCACCUUGUUCGGUGCCUGUAGCUAAAGAGUGUGUUGGUGGGCAUGUGAUUCUGGGGAACAUACCCUGCGGGUCAAGGGAUAUCAGAUGCAACAAACUCUGUGGGAAGACCAGGCAAUGUGGUUUGCAUGCAUGUGGAAGAACUUGUCAUUCACCGCCUUGUGAUACCUCUCCUGGAACUGAAACUGGCUCAAGAGCUUCUUGUGGGCAGACAUGCGGUGCCCCUAGGAGAGAUUGCCGGCAUACUUGCACUGCACUUUGUCAUCCUUAUGCUCCUUGUCCUGAUGUCAGAUGUGAGUUCCCUGUCACAAUUACUUGCUCUUGCGGCAGGAUGACAGCAUCUGUUCCUUGUGAUGCUGGAGGGAGCAAUGGUGGUUAUAAUGAUACUAUUUUAGAAGCAUCCAUUCUCCACAAGUUGCCAGCGCCUCUUCAACCAGUGGAAUCAUCUGGAAAGAAGAUUCCUCUUGGCCAGAGAAAGUUUAUGUGUGAUGAUGAAUGUGCCAAGUUUGAGCGGAAAAGGGUUCUUGCAGAUGCUUUUGAUAUCAACCCUCCAAAUUUGGAAGCUCUUCAUUUUGGUGAGAAUUCUUCCGUGACAGAGUUGAUUGGUGAUCUGUACAGGCGCGAUCCAAAAUGGGUGCUUGCUGUGGAGGAGAGGUGCAAAUAUUUGGUUCUUAGCAAGAGCAGAGGAACCACAAGUGGUCUUAAGAUUCAUGUUUUCUGCCCAAUGCUGAAGGAUAAAAGAGAUGCAGUUAGGCUAAUUGCUGAGAGGUGGAAGGUUGCAAUUUAUUCUGCUGGUUGGGAGCCAAAGCGUUUUAUUGUAAUCCAUGCUACACCAAAAUCCAAAACCCCAUCUCGUGUGAUUGGCAUUAAGGGUACGACAACUUUAAGUGCCUCCCAUCCACCAGUUUUUGAUGCUCUCGUAGACAUGGAUCCCAGGCUUGUUGUUUCUUUUCUAGAUUUGCCGAGGGAGGCGGAUAUAAGCUCACUGGUCCUUAGGUUUGGUGGGGAAUGCGAACUAGUUUGGUUGAAUGAUAAGAAUGCCCUGGCUGUAUUCAAUGAUCCUGCUCGAGCAGCAACCGCUAUGAGGAGGUUGGAUCAUGGAUCAGUAUAUUAUGGAGCUGCGGUGGUUCCUCAAAAUAGCGGUGCAUCCAUGGGAUCACCAGCUACCAAUGCCUGGGGAACGGCAGGCACUGCAAAGGAAGGGACGAUCACAGCUCUGAAGGGAACUUCGUGGAAGAAAGCUGUAGUGCAGGAGUCUGGUUGGAGGGAAGAUUCAUGGGGUGAUGAAGAGUGGUCUGGUGGUGGUUCUGCAGAUGUUCAGGCUUCUGCAUGGAAAGGGAAAGAACAUCCAAUCUCCACUUCAAUUAACCGAUGGAGUGUACUGGACUCCGAUAAGGCUGACAGUUCAUCUGCUGCCUCUGUCAGGAUCGAGGAUCCUGCAAAACGAGUUGCAGAAAUUCUUUCCAGUUCAGGUUUGGAAUCAAAUGUAAGCACUUCGAAUAUAUCAGUGCAAACUGCGAUGCAACCUGGAGGGGUUUCAAGUGAAGAAGAUUUAUCUGAGGUGGUGGAUGACUGGGAGAAGGCCUAUGAUUGAGAACAUGCGUGUGGAGUCAUCUGAUUUUUUGAACAUGCUUCCAGGGUAUCUUUUGGUCUAUACCUAUUUCACUUUAAACAUUUUGGCGUUUGCAGGAGUAUUUUACCCGUUAUUUUUAUGAAAAGCUAUAUCAUCCACCCCUAUUGAUGCUUGAUGGUGGGUGUUUCUUCUUCUUCCUUUCUUCUUUUUUUUUUCCGGCUCUCUACUUGAAAUCCCAUUAAUUUCGGCGGAGACUGGAGAGAGCAUACAUCUUUGCUGUAUGGGAGAAUACUUGUUACUGUAGAACUUUGUCAAAGAAUCUAGGAAAAAAACAUCGCGGCCUCGUCAGCGGGUUUUGUUGAUAUAUUUUCGAGAAAGGCAUUCUAUGUGUACAGAGAAAAACUGAGAUUUCGCUACUUUUGAUUCCAAUGAAAUAUCUGCUCUAUUUUGGCA
Populus trichocarpa (black cottonwood) is the source of this 4078-nucleotide messenger RNA. RefSeq names its product NF-X1-type zinc finger protein NFXL1. The transcript has a single exon. Bases 578 to 3646 code for a protein of 1022 amino acids. Gene Ontology annotation, cellular component: nucleus. Gene Ontology annotation, molecular function: DNA-binding transcription factor activity, RNA polymerase II-specific; zinc ion binding; RNA polymerase II transcription regulatory region sequence-specific DNA binding. The record is from RefSeq and is a predicted model, not a curated record. Gene Ontology annotation, biological process: regulation of DNA-templated transcription. Lineage: Eukaryota; Viridiplantae; Streptophyta; Magnoliopsida; Malpighiales; Salicaceae.